AUGCAAAACAUCCUCUACCUCCAGGCCGAGAUAUAUGGGCUGCGAGAAGACCUGCGGAAAAUCGAGGCCCAGACCCAAAAUGCCUCGUCGGAUGAUUUGAACGACUUCGCUCUGGACUGGUUCACGUUGGCCAGCACUCAAGACGAAAAUGGCAGAGUGAAUCAACAAUGGCAGAAAUUCCUGCAGCUGCGGCUACUGUUGAAGGAAUACAAUGAAGCAGUGAUACAGUACCACCAGAUGUCAGAAAUGCCGAAACCCAGCACCAACGACUUGGCAGGGUUGCAAGAAUGGCUGCGAAGGCCAAGUUUAGGAGCCGUCUAUCUCACGGGUCGGGAUCGAGAGGUGUGGUCUCAAGGGACGGACCUCGUCGCCAUCGCAGACAGGCCACGCUCGAACCGAUUAAGGAGUUGGAUUGCAGAUUACCUGGUCCCAGCGCUACACCGAAUAGGACGACAUCUUAGGACAAUUCGUGGCGGCAACUCCGAGUUUGGCACCAAUUUUGCAGAAUAUUCCGACACAGCCAUCACCCAAGCAGCGAAUCUGUUGGGGACAGUGCUUGCCUCGCUCUUGCCUGUUGUUGCCAUCAUCGUGCUUUACCUGAUAGAAGGAAUGGGCAUCCGUCUGGGACUGGUUGCCGUCUUCAGUGCGCUUUUCUCAACGUGUCUGUGGUUUUUGAACGAUGGGAGAUUGAUUGAAGUGUUUUCAGCAACUUCUGCGUUUGCAGCGGUGCAGGUUGUCUUUAUUAGUGUGAGUGGACAAUAG
Molecule: messenger RNA, 762 nt
Organism: Fonsecaea monophora
Lineage: Eukaryota; Fungi; Ascomycota; Eurotiomycetes; Chaetothyriales; Herpotrichiellaceae
Exons: 4
Coding region: 1-762 (253 amino acids)
Source: RefSeq, a predicted model, not a curated record